UCGACUAGGACUGCCCAUGGACCAAAUACUGCGAUAAGCGAUACAGUGGACAGCCACUCUGAAUAGGAGCGUCAGAUUGCCGUGCGUCCCUCAUUUGGACUUGCGUCAAAAAGUGUUCUAGCAGGUUUUUUUUUCUGGGCUUCAUUUCCUCCGAAGUUAGCGGUAUUUACACUUGAUUUUCUACCUGGAAAGAAAAGAGGGGAUUAAGCGCUGAUUAAGAAACUCUCGUCACUUUCCUGGCAUCUCCUGCGCGCCCGUCGGCUCUCUCGCUCUCCAUUUGGCACUCCAGCGGUCCAAAGUCUUUCAGUCAUUUUGGUGGGACGGCGGACUGAACUGAUGCACAGAGAAUUUCAUCCUCCAAAAACAUUUUUGGAUUAUAAAGAGCAGAUGAUGCAGACAUAGCCAGAGGAGGAAUCUAUCAAAAGCACACCCAGGUUGACAAAAGUGUCACUGGUUUCCUGAAAACGGGCACCUUUUUAAUGUGGACAGUGGAAACGAGACAAAAGUGAAGAUUCAUAAGAUGAUUGUGUCAGGAAAACAUCUGUGAUGAACUUUAGACACUUACGGCCAUGGCAUUAAGUGAGAUUGUCCACAUGAAGUGAAAUCCUGUGCUUUGCAGGGGGGGCUUGAAAGAAGAUUCUUCUUCUUUAAGAAAACUGUAAAUCAUACUUCAUCCAAGAAAACAAACAAUACCUCCACUCCCUCCUCAAUGAGCUGAAUUUGGCACCAGCCCUGGUUUCUGUUUGAUGCUGAAAAUUAAAUAGAGGACAACAGAUCAAGUCAAAAAAGGUGAACCAGACUUCAUUAGAUAAUGUUUUUUGUACUGUGUCACCACAAAUCUGAGACAUCCAGAUUUUUGUGUUUAUUUCCUUAAACACAGUGGUGUGUAAAGGUUUCAUCUUUUUAACCACAGGCUUUUAAAUAUCUUGUACCUGGUCCCUUGGACAUCUUUAUCAUUUCCCUCCUGGCUGUCUGCCAUUUUGCGUUUUCUCUCAUACUUAGCCCAGUGAUACACUGUUUUCCCCGCACUCCCCUCCACACCCUUCUUCACCUUUUCAUACCAUACUGGUUCUCUGAGAGGUUUCAUCCUGGCCGGCACUAUUCCAGCCAAGGGGGAAGAGGACUUCCUGACGCUGGCCGCUUCGCGGCUCAGCCGCAGGAAACGUGUCAUUGGAGCUGCUGUAGGUGUGGCUAUGGUUCUAAUACUGUUGGUGGCAAUUCCCUUGCUGGUCCACACAACCAAAGGGAGAAACACCGGAAAUGCAGGAAGCCAUUAUGAAAUGCUUGGAAGCUGCAGGAUGGUAUGUGACCCCUACACUACAUCUCAGCCUGGCCAGGAGCUGACAGCUGUGUCUCCACCGCCCCAGGAUUACUCUGGGAAGAAGAUAAAGUCUGGGUUUCGUGGGUCUCCAGGGAUCCCAGGCCCUCCAGGAGCGCGUGGACCCCCUGGAGAGCCAGGCAAACCAGGGCCACAGGGGCCCCCAGGUCCAGGUCCUGGUGGCUAUUCUCCCUCGCUCUACACUCCCAAAAUCGCCUUUUAUGCAGGCCUACGCAAGCAGCAUGAGGGGAGUGAAAUAUUGAAAUUUGAUGAUGUGGUGACCAAUGUAGGUAACUACUAUGAGCCCAGCACCGGCAAAUUCACCUGUCCUCUGCCUGGCAUCUACUUCUUCACCUACCAUGUUCUAAUGAGAGGUGGUGAUGGGACCAGCAUGUGGGCAGACCUGAAGAAGAACGGACUGGUAAGAGCCAGCGCCAUCGCUCAGGACGCUGAUCAAAAUUACGACUACGCCUCCAACAGUGUGAUCCUGCAUUUGGACGUGGGCGAUGAGGUGUGUGUGCAGCUGGACGGAGGGAAGGUCCACGGAGGGAACACAAACAAGUACAGCACCUUUUCCGGCUUCCUCAUCUACCCAGACUGAAUCGAAUCCUUACUCAUGGGGAAUGGACACAAACAUACACAUAGAUGCAUUCACACUUACACAGGCAUGUACGUAUGCAAAUUAAUGCACAUACACAGACAUGCACACGCACAAAAAUAUAUACACACAAAUGCAAGCAAACACACACAAAGACACACAUACAGACGACCUGAGAUUACAAGAGACUACAGACGCGUGGAUUGAGUGAAAAUCAGAGAUAAGUGGAAUUAAGUUGAGUUAUAUGAUUUUGAGCCAAUCAUCAUGAGCAAGUGCAUUUAUUGGUGCCCUUUGUGUGCAAAUAUGAAUUUCAGAAUCUGUACAGUAUAGGUGCGCAUAACAAUUGCACGUUGUGGCUCUGAAAUAUCUAAAAUACUUUAAUGUGUUCCAUAUUAACUGACAUUGUGAGAACUAGAAUAUAACAAACACCAUCAGUCUAAUUGUUUUUUAAUGCAAUAAUGGUGUUGAGGGUGCCAUUAAUCAAGAUGACUAAGCUGAUGCAAAUGCACACCUACUGUAUUCCAGUCUUUACCUAUACAGUAUUUACCUUAUACAUUUCUGCUCACCAUUCCAGUGACCUUUGAUCGAUUGGCCUGCACAUAUUUUGCAACUCAUCAUUGUAAAAUAUUUUUUCCUAAAGUGAAAUACGCCAGAUGAAAUGAAUUAAACCCCUGUUGUGAUCCACCCUGCAUUGGGGCAGUACUGAUUAAAAUAAGGCCAUCUGAAUAAACACAGAUGUUUGACCUUUCGUUCCUGUUUCCAUCACAACACAGGAUAUCAAACAACAAAAUAAAACAAAACAUAUUACAAGGCAACACAUUUUAUGGAUGGUACUUGUGUGUGAUGAAGUUUUAAUUGCCAAGUGCAUUAAUGACAAUAUUGUAUGUUUGGGGGGGGGUUGUAUGCCAGUAUGUAUGAGUGGAUAUACAGAUACUGCAAGAUAUUGAGGCAGAGAAAAGUAACAGCUGCAGUGUUUUACUUACAUUAAAUGUUGUACAAUACAUUACAGACAUGUUACUGUAAUUAUACUGCCAUACCUACUUUAUUUUUGAGAGACCCUGUCAAAGUAUCAUCAUAUGUACAGUAUAAACACAGUAAUCCUGGGAUGGGCUAUCUGGUAUGUUGAAUAGGUUGAGUAGACAAUUGCUAUUAAAAUAUCUAUACCUAC
Messenger RNA from Siniperca chuatsi (mandarin fish), 3084 nucleotides. It is a transcript of the gene c1ql4a, whose product is annotated as complement component 1, q subcomponent-like 4. Gene Ontology annotation, molecular function: protein binding. The record is from RefSeq and is a predicted model, not a curated record. Bases 1194 to 1919 code for a protein of 241 amino acids. The transcript has 3 exons. NCBI's taxonomy places the organism in Eukaryota, Metazoa, Chordata, Actinopteri, Centrarchiformes, Sinipercidae.